AUGACUGUCGUGAUGUUCUUGGAUGAUCAUUGUCGUCCUUUCGAUCAAGUUGCAAAUGGAUUUGUUCGAGAUGCAAUCAAGAUAAUCUAUACUAUCUUUUCAAAGAAUAUUCCUGAAUUCAAUCUUGAUGAAGUUUUAAAUCAAUCAAUUGAAACAGAUUUAAAGAUAAUCAAUGAUGAUCCAUCAUUAUUCGAGGGUGUUGAUAAAGGAGUUAAAUUAGUAAUUGAAACAUUGUGUGGAAAUGAUAAAUAUGGUGAACAAUUAUUCAAAGAUGGUGGAACUGGAACAGUUACAAACUAUUUGAUUCCACAACUUGAUGAAAUGUUAUAUUCACUUUGUGAUCAGAAUCAAGUUGAAGUUGUUUAUACAUUCUCUGAUGUUUCAUCACUCUUUAUGAUCAAUUCAAGAAUAUCAGAAUUUAUGGACCAAAUGAUUCAAAUGGAUUCAGAUAUUCUUAAAAAUGCAAAUCCUCUUCCUUCCAACAAUAGAAGAUCAAUAAAUUGA
Heterostelium album PN500 is the source of this 504-nucleotide messenger RNA. RefSeq lists its product as uncharacterized. Lineage: Eukaryota; Evosea; Eumycetozoa; Acytosteliales; Acytosteliaceae. The transcript has 5 exons. The coding region runs from base 1 to 504 and encodes 167 amino acids. The record is from RefSeq and is a predicted model, not a curated record.